UCUCGCGGGGUCCGUGGAACCCGAUGACAACAAACGUCAUGUAUUUUGAGUAAAAUACCCCGAGGAGUGAUGCCCGACUGGUAGUGGUCGUUGAUAUCGCGGGUGUCGUGCCUUUGCGCACCGCGCGUUCUGAUUAUUUGUUGGGUCGACCUUUCCGCUGGAAACUGUGCUGGAUCAUAUCGUUUCCGCAGGAAAACGAUGUCAGGAUAUCGUAGAGUCAACUAUUACGAGCUCUGCAGACUGUGUACCAGUAGCGAGGGCAACAAAAUGAAUAUUUUCCGUGAGGAGGGCCGCAGGAGGCAGCUUCAAAACAAAAUCCAGACUUACCUGCCGAUUCAGGUACUGGAAGAAGACUCCCUUCCAAAGAUUGUGUGCCACGAAUGCGUGAAGAAAUUGGAGAGCUAUAUCGAGUUCCGUGAAACUGUUGUGAGCGCGGAAGGGAUGCUCGAGUCAUACUUUACAUCUCUUCGAUUCUCCGAAGACUUUCUGAAGGAAGGUAAAGUCUACGUUAAAAGUACGGAAAAGGAGAGAGCACCCACUCCGUCUGAAGAAGACCCUCUAAAAUGUGAGGAUAAGGUAAUAGGGCCUCCUAAUAAUCAGACGGCUACGACGGAGCACCAACCGCAACAUCAGCAACCUGUUGUUGUGAGCAAUGUUAAUGCAUCUAAUAUUCAAAUCAUUAGUGGUGUCCAAGCGAGAGUGCAACAAUACAAAUGUGCCAUGCAGAUGCCGUCUGGUGCAGUGGCGGCUGCUGUGGUGGAGGCAACAGCAGAAACGCAUUAUAGUUACCAACAACAAACGUCGCAACAAGUAUCACCACAGCAACAGUCCAAUCCUACCCAAAACCAGAUACCUCAACAGCAGAGUCAAUCGCAACCACCGCAAAUUCAACACGUCCAGAAUCAGAUUCAGAAUCAGAAUCAGAAUCAGAUGUCUCAACAAAUACAAACACGACAGAUCCCGCAGCAACAGAGCCAACCUCCGCAGAUUGUGCAGAAUCCAAAUCAGGUAAACCAACAGCCGCAACAGCAGCAACAGCAACAGCAAAACCAGUCCCAGGUGACGCAACAGAUCCAGCAGAUGCAGCGUCAACAGCGGGAAUUCGAAAAGCAGCGACAACUCCAGCAAAUGGAGAAGCAACAGGUCCAUAUAGUACAGCAGCAACAGGACCAACAGCAAACGCAGAUGCUGCAGCACCAAAAUAACAACGUCAUCAUGAAGAACGAGGACACCGUGGAACAAUCUCAACCGGUAAUUCAGAAGGCGGAGAAGGAUUCUGCCGAUAACGACGGCACCGACAGGAACGUCCAGACAUAUACGACGGUGCAGGCAUCGCCAGAAGUAUUUCUGAGUCUAGGUUUCAAGGAAGGCGCAUUAUCAGCUCACGCGACUCGAGAGGAUAUUAAGGACUUCAAGGAAUACGUGAAGAAUUCUCCGGACGACGGGAUGUCACGGAACUCGAUUGGCCAGAUCUCGGAAUUCCUGCGGAUCAGGUCGGCUCCUGAGCAACCUUCCCUAAUCACGGUCAAUCCCCAGGUGAUAUCGCAGAACAAUCGGAGCACGAUGUGCUGCGACUGCGGGAAAACCUUUCCCUCCUUGAAUCAAAUGAACGGCCACACCUGUACGACCCACUCGCUGAUCAACGAAGUCACCGAGGGAAUCAAGGAGGAAUCUCCUCCGAGCAAUAGCAUCUCCUUCAGCUGCGACGUUUGCGGGAAGCCUUUCAAGAGGAAAGAACACUUGUUCCAACACAGGAAACUGCACACCGGCGAGCGACCUUACGUCUGCACGACCUGUACCAAAGCGUUCAGUCGCAAGGAGCAUCUGGUCAGACACUCGGUCUCGCACACCGGCCAGAAGAUGCACGAGUGCGAGAUGUGCGGCAAGAGUUUUUCACGUAAAGACAACCUCCACAAGCACAGAAAAACCCACGGGGUCUCUGGGCCGUACAUCUGCGAGACCUGUGGGAAGUCCUUCGUGGUGAAACACUACUAUCUCAUGCACCUAACUACGCAUGCACCCACCGUUACGGAUGGUGUUAACUGCCAGGACCCUUUGCCCUACAAGUGCGACAUCUGUCAUAAGGCCUUCUCGGUUAAACAGUACCUCACCACGCACAAGCUGCGACACAGGUCCAAGAACAGCGCCAAUCAUGGCCAGAGCUCCGCCAACGUGCAACAGCAGCAGCAGCAACAACAACCGCAGCCUCAACAACAAACCGGUGCAACAAACGGCGUGACCGUUCCCGGAAAUGGCGUUAACGACUCCUCGCAUAUUAACGGCACCGCUGCGCAGCCGAGUAACGCCUCUGUCGUCGAGAUCCAGAAUGUAGUAGAGAGGAGCGAACAGCCAAACGGGUCGUUCGGUAGUAACCAUUACCACGGAAACGUACAACAGUUCCAAUGAGAUAAGGGGAAGCGUGUCUAUUACGUUCUCUUACCGAAUGGCAAUAAUCACAAGAUCGUUGUCGUCUAGUCGGCGGGAACUAUAAGACACGCGGUCGAUCGUGCCCGUACUUAGCGAUAUACUUCUCUGGUACGGGCUGGUUCUCUUUCGCCCUGGGAAGAAACUUGGCAUCUAGAUUAGGUUCGGAGCUGUUUGCUUUUACCGUUGAAACCAGACGAUAGAUAAAACGAGUAAUCAUUUACCGGUGAAGAGGAAAGAAAGGGUACAAGCGUGGAAAAAAGAAUCGAAAUGCACUCUGGUUAUCGGGUUGCGGUAAACCUGUUACAGAGCUAAAUCGUUAUACAUGAUUAGUACAUAAUGUAUGAUUUAUUAUAUUGUACCGCGACGGAUUUACCGUAGUUAGAGCUUGUGUCCAUGAUGCUAGAGCUCGGUCCGAUAUCUCGGAUGAAAAUGCAUCCUGUCCCAUUUUUCUAUGAUAGCUGAAAUCUUCAUGUCAUGCUAUAUCCAAUACCGUUCCGCGUACCAUAUUACAUUUAACUUCACUUCGUAUAUGUGACGUGGACACGAGCUCUUGAAAUUUUGCAACCAAUCCGGAGUAUGACUUUGAUUAGUUUAAGAUAUCGUUAUAUCUUUUCAUAUACACAUGUAGAUAUUUAUUGCAUUGGGGUGUUUAGUAGAGAACGUAGGGAGAAAAUCAUUUUGAAACUUGCCGAUUAAAUUUUAUGCAUAUACGUAUGCGUUGUUAAUAGAAGUCUGUUUCUGACAUUCGUGUUCUUUAAAACGUAGAUGAUUUUUCUUUUUUAAAUUUAGUGUACCGCGUUUUACCGGUAAAUGCGGCCAGCUCCGAGACAGCUAAAAGUCUGUAUUCCUGUAGGAAGUCGAAUUUUCGUGGCUUAUGAGACUGUUCGAAUGGAGUAGAGAACACGGUAGAUAUUUUAUCAGAGAAGUAUUACCUAUUCUAUGUUUAAGCUCGAGAUCGCACGGAUAUACACGAGGGGAGACGAUUUUCUCCCUCUCGGGCGGUGUCGAGGGCACGAAGUCAAAGGCUUAGAGGCGAAGUCUCGGGCGUGUUAUAUUUCGAACCUAUUUCUAGUUUCUUCGAACAUUUAAUAGGCUGAAGACGUAACGAGCAUAUUAUGGCCGUUAUUAAACUAUUUUUUCAGAAGAUUAUACCAGAAUGGCACUGAGAUAUUUUAUAUCGGGUCCCGGGCAUUCUUUUCGCCGAUCGGGAGAACCUAGUGAUAUAUUUUCUGGUACAGGAAUACAUACACACACUUUUUGAGAGCCACGGAUCGGGGAAUGAAUUCUCGAGUUAUUAGCGAUUAUACAGUUUUCCUACAGUUGUCGACGUUAGAUGAUGCAGUUCGACGUGGUUAAAAAGUGCGCGGACAAACUUAAACGUUUAAAAAAAAAAAAGAACAAGGAACGAGGAACACUUUGAAUCGCCACUUGCCGUUACUUGGCAGGUGGGCGAGGCGUGGAAAUGCAAGGAUCGGCAGAAAAAAAGAAAAGUUGGUUGUGCAUUUUUUAACCACUCCGGUGAAACCGUAAAUGGACUUUCUCUGAAACACGGAAGAUUCGUCACAGGAAUUUGGUGAACAUUGAAAAGUAAAUGCUUGCGCGAACGACGUUUAACGUUACUUCAAUGCCAAUGAGACAGCAGGGCAUUAAAUGGGCGGGUAAAUGAUUUCAAAGGUGUGCAAUAAUUCGAUAAACAAGUAUUUGCAAGGUCAAUUAUCCGCAGGAACCAUCGGGUGCAAUUUGUUCGGUUGAAUGAGUAAACUCCUAGCCGCCGUGGCUCUUCGAUGAGAAACGUACUACGAAUGACCUGUUUGAUAGGUAACCACUUUAGGAUUAUUAUACAUAAGGAUUUUAAGACCAAAGAAUAUUAUAUUGCGUAUAGAACGUACGCAUGACUAUAAUAUUAAGGCAUAGUAGGUACGAGUAUAUAAGAUUGUACGAGAGUAUUUACUCUUUUGAAAGACUCAAUAGAUGCUUAGUGUGCCAUUGACCAAAAUCAAAGUUUAUCGCCAGGAUUCGCAUUUCAAGGUGGGAAGGGCUGAGCACGAUUGUAUCCUUAGUACUAUCGUUACCACAUUAUUUCAGCACGACUUUACACGUUGCUAUGCAGAUGCGAAGGAAAUUAUUCUGUUCUAAAAUCGUGUUCUUUGUUCGGAGAAAAUUAUAUCCGAAAUACGUGUUUUCGGAUGGUCCUUGAAGCAUUGGCAUCCAAACGUCGUCCCUUUCCUUUUGAGUUCAUAUUUUAUUAUUUCACUUAAUUAAGUGGUUGACGACCGUAAAUCAUGUUAUUAAAUUGUAGGUUUAUUGAUCCCACAAAAUGCGAUUUUUUGUUAUAUAUGUGGUGUCCAUUUAAACAAUUACAACAUGUCUUGGGAACACCUCUGUAAAAAACAUUUGGUAUUGGGUGGAGGCGCUGGUGUUCAGUCCUACUUUUAGGCUCAACUUGCCCCUGAAAUAGGAAUCCUGAAUAUGAACGAUCCCUCCCCUAAUUACAACGUAGCCUACUGUGGAAAUGUCAAUACAUCCUACUUAAUUUAUAUGUCGCAUGGUAGUAUGUUUCCCAAGGAUGCCUUUUAUUUAUUACCAAGGACGGCUGCUUUUACACGAACUUGACCGUUCAUCUACAUGAAAGGGACAUUGACAUAAAACUAAUCGAGAGAAUGUAACAUUUUACGUAAAUGAUUUAAUUUAUUUUUUGUACAAUGGUGAAAAGUAUUUUUGGUUAUUAACGCAGAUGGAUGUGUUAGCGUUAUUUUUAACUGCUAUCUUGAUUUCGUAUACACUUGUGAGAUGAAAAUUUUUCUAUCACGGUUGAAAUGUUACAUCUGAAAAUACGAAGGCCGCCGACCCAGUUUGUAACAAUGGGCAUAAAUAAACAACUGCACCGGUUUAUUAAUUAACUUUUAAGUAUUCCAGUGGUAGUCCCGAAAAGAUUCUGUGAAUAGUUUAGGGUGAUUUAUGAUACACUUAUGUAUUAUCAUAUUCGAAUCGUGCCAUGUAAAUACAGUGGUUUUACAAUUUAUUUUCUUAGAAGUGGUAUGCUUUAGAGAAAUCGUAAAGGCUUUAUCUUACUUAUAUUAUUAGCUUUUCUUCUUCUCCGUUUGUACGCAUUCUUGAGAGAAUAUAUUAACGAAGUGUUAUCUAAAUAGUUGAGAAGGAAAUUAUUUGUUUCUAUCAAGAAACCUCCAGUCUUAAAAUACAUCUUUAUUUUUGUAAUGGUUAAUAUUAGGAGUGUAUGUCGAAAAUAAGACUCGGAAAUAUGAAUGAUUCAAUGUUAAAACAUAAGAAUUGUUUAAAGCAAUUUUAUGAAGAUUUCUUGCAUCUUGACUUUUAGGAACGAUUUAUGCAUCUAAACAUUAGAAACUAGAGAAACAAGGGCGUGCGAGAAAAUUUUUAUCUUUUGUAUUCGACACUUACUAGUUAUAGGCAGUAUUUGUUUUUUCUUUCUAGAAUACAGUCAAAUGAUUUAGUGGGUCUCAACGCAAUAGUCAAAGAAGCGAUAAAUGAUUUCAAUAAAAAAAAACUUGUAAUUUAAGUGGAUUUUGUUAA
Orussus abietinus is the source of this 5976-nucleotide messenger RNA. Its product is annotated as zinc finger protein 774. Gene Ontology annotation, molecular function: RNA polymerase II cis-regulatory region sequence-specific DNA binding; DNA-binding transcription factor activity; zinc ion binding. The transcript is spliced from 3 exons. The record is from RefSeq and is a predicted model, not a curated record. Gene Ontology annotation, biological process: regulation of transcription by RNA polymerase II. Bases 199 to 2406 code for a protein of 735 amino acids. NCBI's taxonomy places the organism in Eukaryota, Metazoa, Arthropoda, Insecta, Hymenoptera, Orussidae. Gene Ontology annotation, cellular component: nucleus.